AUGGCCCUGACAUUCAUCAACGCAUCCUGUCAUUGCAAUCUUAACGCCUUCAAGGUUCCGUUCGCAACUUCAAAGCUCCCCAUCGCAAGUGAACUCUGCCAUUGCAACAUAUGCCGACACUCAACCGGAACAAUGGCCGUACAUACUGUCCCAAUAGAUGGUGCACCUUUGUCCGCCGAGAGCAAGCCUGGAGAAUUGAUGUUGGUCGUUGCUGACCUGUCAAAAUUGAAGACAUACACAGCGCAGGACAAGAUUACACGUUAUUUCUGUUCGGUGUGCUUCACGCACCUCUUCCAUGAAAUUAAAGAGGCUACCUCAGGAAAUACUCUAUGGGCCGUGUAUACUGGAACCCUGGAGCGCGUUGAAGGCAUUGUAAAUGUCGGCCACCAUACGUUUGUAGCAGAAACUGGGGAUGGAGGACUCGCAGACCACUAUCUCGCAUCCUUGGGAAAGAAACUUCCGAGGUACGCACAGGAAGCCGGUACUGAGGAGGUUGUCCAUAACUGGAGGUCCGACACUAUCCUCAAGAAAGAAAGCAACACCAAUGGAGUCAUCGCGCAUUGUCAUUGCAAGAACGUUACCGUUCAUCUUGUGCCGUUGAGCAAGGAAGACGCGCAGGACCCCAGUAAGUGGUGGGCCGUUCCUCCAAGGAACCCUGAAGACCCAUCUUCGCAUGUACGGUUCAUGUGUGGCCACUGCUUCUGUUCCAGCUGCAGGCGUUCGAAUGGGGCCCAUAUUUCGACAUAUAUCCUCCUCCCCAUGGGAAACGUCGAAGUCCUUGAUAAAAUCACAAACGAGUUCGUCCCAAUCUCUUUGAGAGAAAGCAUCCCCAGCACAUCUAUAGGGUUAAAGAGAUACGAGAGCUCCCCUCUGGUAUUCCGUGAAUACUGCGAAAAAUGCGGUGCGAAUGUUUUGUAUUGGACCAUCGAUCCCAAAAGAAAUCACAUACCCCCGCCGACAGACGGUAAACCGAGUAUCAUUAACAUUGCCGUGGGUUUGAUUGACCAAGAAGACAACGGUGCCAGGGCUGAGGAUUGGGUCUACUGGGCUGAGUACGUAGUGCGUCCUGAGGAAGCCAUAGACAAGGCAGGAAUGGAGGCGGUAAAAGAAGGCGUAUUGGCAAGCACCAAAUCUGCGUCCAUCGUUAUGUAG
Messenger RNA from Psilocybe cubensis, 1152 nucleotides. RefSeq lists its product as uncharacterized. Bases 1 to 1152 code for a protein of 383 amino acids. Gene Ontology annotation, molecular function: carbon-sulfur lyase activity. Lineage: Eukaryota; Fungi; Basidiomycota; Agaricomycetes; Agaricales; Agrocybaceae. The transcript has a single exon. The record is from RefSeq and is a predicted model, not a curated record.